AUGACACUUGCAUACUUUCAAUGUCUUAGUUUAAUUGAUGUGGAUUUACUGAUCAGACUAGUCAAUCCUUGUAAAUCAUCAUAUAACAAGUACUUCGAUUUCUUCAAUAGCAAUAGCAGAGCCACCAAGACAUUCAAACCCAAGAAAAAUAUUCCAGAAGGAACUCAUCAGCAUGACCUAAUGAAGCAUGCUGCUGCUACCCUUGGCAGUGGAAAUCUUCGAUUGGCCGUGGUUUUACCGGAAGGUGAAGAUUUGAACGAGUGGGUAGCUGUAAAUACUGUUGACUUUUUUAAUCAAAUCAACAUGCUUUACGGAACAAUUACCGAAUUCUGCACCGAAAUUACCUGUCCAGUAAUGUCAGCUGGGCCAAAAUAUGAAUAUCACUGGGCAGACGGACAACAGAUAAAAAAACCAAUCAAAUGUUCAGCUCCUCGUUACAUUGACUACCUUAUGUCCUGGGUACAAGAGCAAAUGGAUGAUGAAGUUAUAUUUCCUUCCAAAAUUGGAGUUCCUUUUCCUAAGAAUUUCAUCAUGGUUGCCAAAACUAUUUUAAAGCGAUUAUUCCGAGUGUAUGCUCAUAUAUAUUACAAUCAUUUUAAUCAAAUCAUGGGUCUUGGCGAAGAAGCACAUUUAAAUACUUCAUUCAAGCAUUUUGUCUAUUUCGUACAAGAAUUCAGUUUGGUUGAUCGUCGAGAAUUAGCGCCGCUGCAAGAUUUGAUUGAUAAGCUAAUUACAAGAGACGCAGCAAAGGGAAAUUAA
This is a messenger RNA of Trichoplax adhaerens, 759 nucleotides long. RefSeq lists its product as uncharacterized. The transcript is spliced from 5 exons. Gene Ontology annotation, cellular component: cytoplasm; nucleus. Lineage: Eukaryota; Metazoa; Placozoa; Uniplacotomia; Trichoplacea; Trichoplacidae. The record is from RefSeq and is a predicted model, not a curated record. The coding region runs from base 1 to 759 and encodes 252 amino acids. Gene Ontology annotation, molecular function: protein kinase activator activity. Gene Ontology annotation, biological process: positive regulation of protein phosphorylation; signal transduction.